This is a messenger RNA of Schistosoma guineensis, 560 nucleotides long. The record is from the annotation of a GenBank genome assembly. NCBI's taxonomy places the organism in Eukaryota, Metazoa, Platyhelminthes, Trematoda, Strigeidida, Schistosomatidae.
UGAAUGUUUGAGACUUAAAUAAGUCUUUUGCACGUCAGUCAUCUGAUGUGAUGCUCCCUCUUUCCACAAGUUUAAAAACUAUCUGUGUUCAUACUUUCACUGAAACUAAUGUACGAACAUGUCCCCAGUCGUUUAAUUCAUCUCGAUGUUUCCGACCUGAUGGUAUCCCAAAUAUCCAUUUUAAAAAAUGUGCUGACGUCCUAUGUUAUCCGUUCACACCUACCUUCAACAGAUCCUUCUCAUCUAAUCUCAUACCGGAAAUGUGGAGAAAGAUGAAGAUAAUUCCUGUACCCAAAAAAGCAUCUGGUGAUAAGAAUGUGAAAUUUAGACCUAUUGCAAUAACUUCACCCUUCCUCGAAACAAUGGAAAAAUGAUUAACACUUCCAAUUCAGCCUGCGAUAAAAGAGCAUAUUGAUCCAUAUCAGUUUGCUUACAGAUGCAAAAGAAGCACCUUAGAUGCUGUUGCAGUUCUGCAUCACAACAUAGUGUUCAACUUAGAAAAGGGUAAGAAGUAUGUUCGAUGUGCUUUUCUGGAAUAUACUUCAGCUUUUGAUUCUAUA